AUGGCUAUGGAGAUGCAAAAGUGCAAGCUAUGUUGGAAGCAGUUUGCAAAUGGUAAAGCUCUGGGAGGGCACAUGAGGUCCCAUUUGGCGCCGCUUCCCCUGCCGCCGCCGCAAAAUCAAGAUUCCGGCGGCGUUGACCCCAUCAGGAAACCAACUCAGGGAAGAUCCAAGCGCGCUCGCAGGUUGUUUUUAUCAGAGGAAAACAAAGAAUCAGCGGAUCAAGGAGAGGCUGAAACAGUGACUGAAGAAAACAUAGCUAUGUGUCUUUUAAUGCUCUCCGAUGAUGUCCGGGAAGAUUCUGGGACGAUAAAACGGAGAAAAACGUCCAAGGAUAAAGAGAAUUUCCAGUGUGAGAUUUGCAACGGAGUGUUCAAAUGUUCACAGGCACUGGGUAGUCAUAGAACAGCUCACAGAAACAAGACGAUUUCCGGCGGGUUUGAUCGAGAAAAACCCAGAAAUCUUGGGGUGAAAAUGGAGGGUAAAAGAUUGCAUGAAUGCCCGUUUUGUGGAAAGAUUUUUGGGUCCGGUCAAGCGCUCGGCGGCCACAAAAGAUCACACUCAUCUUCUGGUUCUGCGGGCUCGAGUUCAUGCUCUUCAAAGAUUGAUGAGAGUUUAAUGGUGGACUCAAAUCCAGACGGUGAUGAUGUUCUAAACACCAUGAUAGAUCUCAACUUUCCGGCGCCGGUGGAAGAAGACAACUUGAACUCCAAUCCCGAAAGUCUCAUCACCACAAGUUUCCAGAGUUAA
Molecule: messenger RNA, 747 nt
Organism: Ipomoea triloba (trilobed morning glory)
Lineage: Eukaryota; Viridiplantae; Streptophyta; Magnoliopsida; Solanales; Convolvulaceae
Product: zinc finger protein ZAT1-like
Exons: 1
Coding region: 1-747 (248 amino acids)
Biological process (GO): regulation of DNA-templated transcription
Source: RefSeq, a predicted model, not a curated record